Dimorphilus gyrociliatus is the source of this 1171-nucleotide messenger RNA. Lineage: Eukaryota; Metazoa; Annelida; Polychaeta; Dinophilidae. The record is from the annotation of a GenBank genome assembly.
CAUGGACCGCAAAGAUGGUAGUAAUCAUAAGGAGACAAGUGAAAUCUGGAAACAAAAUGAAAAACAGACUGAUCAGGAGAAAUCGACUGCAUUCGGUAAUAUGCUUGAGAGAAGCCUAAAUGCAACUUAUUUAUCAAUGGGUCUUACUCUCGGUGGUGAAUUAGGCCUAUUUGAUAGAAUUUUAGAGCAAGAUAGUUUAACUUGCCAAGAACUUGCAGAGAAGAGUCAAACUAAGCAGUGUUUUGUAAAUGAGUGGCUAGGUUUGAUGGUAUCAUCGGGAAUUAUUGACUGUAUUCCAGAUUCUGACCCAGAGAGAUAUUUCAUUGCCGAUUAUAAGAAAUCAUCACUUCAAGGACAGUAUAGCUGGUUGGCCUGGGCAAAAGAAUUGUCAGGUUACUUUAAGACAUAUGACACUGUUUCCCAGUGUUUCAAAUUGAGCGGACCUAGAGGAGUUGAUAGAAAUCAAUUGGAUGCAUUCUAUGAUUUUUACGAAAAUAUGGACAAGGAAUCGGCCGACAAAUGGUCGGAAAUGAAAUCAACUUUUGCCCAAAUUCCAGGUCUAAUUCAAAAUUUUGAAAACGGUAUUGAAGCUUUGGACGUUGGUUGUGGCGGAGGCAAUAUUUUUAUAUCUUUGGCUUUACAAUUCCCAAAAUCUACUUUUUACGGAGUUGAAAUAUCUGAAAAAGCUCUUCAAGUAGCUAGAAAGAAUGCAGAGAAUUGCGGUGUAAAAAAUAUUAAAUUUAUAGUUGCCGACGCCACUAAUUUACCAAAGGAAUGGACAGGAAAAUUUAAAUAUGUUCACACAUCUCACGUUCAUCACGAUUCGUCUAGACCGAGAAAAGUGACAUCAGAAAUCUUUCGGGUAUUAGCUAGUAAAGGGUCUUUGAGUAUAUUUGAAAAUGGUACAAAUGGUAGACACGGAGAUAAAUCUUCUGAUCCCAAUUACCUUAUGGGUUACUUUAUAUCAACUUUCGCUUGCGUACCAAAUGCAACAUACGAUGAAAAAGCUGAGGAACCUCUAGGUGUUUACGUUUCGAAGAGAACUAUCAUAAAAAUGAUGGAAGAUUGCGGCUUUUCAGCAAGUGUCGUCGGAGGAGAGGAUAAGUCAAUUGAAUCUCCAGUACAUAAUCACGGAUCAACUAUUUUACACUAUCAUGGAUUGAAGAAUUAA